Molecule: messenger RNA, 2225 nt
Organism: Caenorhabditis sp. 36 PRJEB53466
Lineage: Eukaryota; Metazoa; Nematoda; Chromadorea; Rhabditida; Rhabditidae
Source: the annotation of a GenBank genome assembly
AUGGCAGAAGAAGAUCGCAAAUCUGGAACUAGGUCAGUCAGCGUGGAUAUAUAUAAAAUAUUACGUUGAAUUUUCAGAGUUUUCAAAAAAACUAGCCCAAAUGGGAAAAUUACAACCUAUCUGGGUAAAAGAGAUUUCAUCGACCGCGGAGAUUAUGUUGACUUGAUAGGUAACUUUUUACUUUUUUGCAUUGCGCAGCAAUGCCCGUAGCGAAGCCUGAAACCCCCAGUCGGAGGUCAGGCUUGUACGCAUGUAUACGUCGAGAUCCAGGCUUGUCUAUGCGCAUUGCUGCGCAAUGCAAAAAAAGCUCGCUUCGCUCAGUUUUCUCAACGCGAACAACAGCGAAUUCCCAUUUGCACCCGGUGGUCAAGUGAAUAUCCCUCACAUAUCCCGGGCAAAGAGUUGCGGGUUUGAAACUCGCGCUCUUCCCUUUUCUCUGCGCCCCUGCUCGAACAUCCAUAGAUAUAGACAGACACCUCUUGUAUUUUACAUUAGCACCUCAAGUUUCUGGCAAUGUCAGUCUGCCGAAAUCCUACGUGAAAACCUGGUCGCGGGCCGAGAUUUUUUUUUUCAAUUCAGCAUUAAAUUCACGCUUAGGGCGAUUGGCAAAAUUCUGCGGCUGCAAUGCAAAUCUGAUCAUUCGGCUUCGGAAAAAUAAAUAGGCCAUAAAAUUAACAUUUUUUUCAAGCAUACGAUCAUUGUUCUCAGAUGGCAUGGUGCUUAUCGACGAAGAGUAUAUCAAAGAAAACAAAAAGAUUACCGCUCAUCUUCUUGCUGCAUUCCGCUAUGGAAGAGAGGACUUGGACGUACUCGGAUUAACAUUCAGAAAAGAUUUGAUUUCGGAAACUUUUCAAGUUUUUCCACAAGUUGAAACCACUCGGCAAAGACCAUUAUCCAGACUUCAAGAACGUCUAAAACGAAAACUCGGCGCUAACGCUUAUCCUUUCUGGUUUGAAGUGGCUCCGAAAAGCGCAAGCAGCGUCACUCUCCAGGUAUGGAAAACAAAAUUUACGUGUUUCCUCAAAUUUUCAUGCAGCCGGCACCUGGUGACACAGGAAAACCAUGUGGAGUUGACUAUGAAUUAAAAACGUUCGUUUUGCUCUGUGAAGGUGGUUCUGAGAAACCUAAGAAGAAGUAAUUUUCUUGAGUUCACAGUUACGAAUAAAAUGUUCAACACACUUACAGCGCAUUGAGCAAUUCUGUUCGCCUUGCUAUUCGAAAAUUGACCUACGCUCCAUUCGAAUCAAGACCACAACCUAUGGUGGAUGUUUCAAAGUAUUUCAUGAUGUCUUCUGGUUUACUUCAUAUGGAGGUGUCUUUGGACAAAGAGGUUUGUUGAACUGUCAUGUUGAGAGAAAUUUGUCAACAUUUCAGAUGUAUUAUCAUGGGGAAUCUAUUGCAGUUAACGUUCAUAUACAAAACAAUAGCAACAAGACGGUUAAAAAACUGAAAAUUUGUAUUAUUCAAGUUGCAGACAUUUGUCUAUUCACAACUGCAUCUUAUUCAUGUGAGGUGGCUCGAAUAGAAAGCAAGUAUGUCGUUCCAAUUUUCAUUUUAUUUUCUGAAGAUAAUUUUUGUAGCGAAGGAUUUCCCAUCGGCCCUGGCGCGACUUUGUCAAAAGUGUUCUCAGUAUGCCCACUUCUUAGUAACAACAAAGAUAAACGAGGACUAGCUUUAGAUGGACAGUUGAAGCACGAAGACACAAAUCUAGCUUCUAGCACAAUGUAAAAAUUGUAGAUGGCUCGAUUCCAUUAAUUUUUUUAAAAAUCGUUUCAGACUAGAUGGAAAAGUGUCAAAAGAAAGUUUGGGUAUUGUUGUGCAAUACAGAGUCAAAGUUCGCGCGGUUUUGGGUCCCCUGAACGGCGAACUUCCUGCCGAACUUCCAUUUACUUUGACUCAUUCUAAGCCUCCAGAGAGUCCAGAACGAGCGGUUAUUACAAACAAAUUUCAGAAAAGUCGAUUUGUAGAACAGUUGAUUUUAGGAUCGACUAUUAUCUUCUACCGACGGCAGAAACGGAUCGGAAACCGCUGAUGUUGAUCUCAUUCAAUUACAUGAAAAUCUGUGAGAAAUCAGUUUAAUAGUUCAAAUCUAAAAAGGAAUUUGCAGCGAAUCGCGUGACGACGAUGACCUGAUAUUUGAAGACUUUGCCAGAAUGCGACUGCAUGGAACUGAUAGCGAAGAUCAUCCAUCACCAUGCUCAAACUUGCCUCCAAGUUUAUUGUAA